This is a messenger RNA of Fusarium vanettenii 77-13-4, 3273 nucleotides long. RefSeq lists its product as uncharacterized. The record is from RefSeq and is a predicted model, not a curated record. The transcript has 4 exons. The coding region runs from base 1 to 3273 and encodes 1090 amino acids. Gene Ontology annotation, molecular function: protein binding. Lineage: Eukaryota; Fungi; Ascomycota; Sordariomycetes; Hypocreales; Nectriaceae.
AUGGAACAGGACAAUCGCGACCGAGAGUGUCUGGCGAAAUUGCUGCUCACUGACCCCCAGAAGGACAAAGAAAGGAUCCAGACAACCAGGGGAAACCCGCUCUGGGACUCAUACCACUGGAUUCUGGAACACCCCGGGUACGACACAUUCACCAAUGAUCAAUCAAGCAGGGUCCUCUGGAUUAAAGGUGACUGCGGGAAAGGAAAGACGAUGCUCCUCUGUGGUGUCAUCGAUCAGCUGGACAGGUCGACGGACCCACUCUCCUACUUCUUUUGUAUGGCGACAGAGAAACACCAAUCCAGUGACACAGAUGUGAUACGCGGUCUCAUCUACAUGGUACUAGAUCAUUACCCAUCACUCAUGCCAAAGCUUCGCACCGAGUAUGACAAGACACAGGGCAAGCUGUUCGAGAUGUCCAAUGUCAGCUUGAACCUUCAAAAUGUCUUGACCAAUAUGCUGAAGGAUCCGAUUCUCGAGGACGCAGUUUUCGUUAUUGAUUCUCUAGAUGAGUGUACAACGGAUCGACCAACCCUCACCAAGCUCCUUGCCCAUUUAUCGAGCUCGUGCCGACCCAAGUGGAUUGUCUCAAGUCGCGUAUGGCCCGAGAUCCAAAAAGAGAUCGGUGGCAUCCAGGGGAUAGUUACGAUCACGCUUGAAGAAAACAAGAAGAGUGUUGCCGAUGCCGUCCAGUCAUACAUCCGAACGAGGGUGGACGAGUUGGUCAAGAAGUGGGACGAGGAAGACAAGGACAACGAGGUGUAUGACUACAUGGUUGCGAAUGCAGAAGACACAUUUCUCUGGGUGGCCCUAGUGUGUCAGCGGCUCACCGAGUCCAAUGUGUACAAGCAUCGGGUUCUCGAAGAGCUUGAACAGAUCCCCAAGGGCCUUCAUGACCUUUACAAGCUCAUGAUGGAUCGAAUACUGACAUCCUCCGAGUCAGAUCGGCUGAAGGCGGUUCUGACUACUGCCUGUCUUGCCCAUCGCCCUCUCAAAUCAAAGGAGAUGGCUGUUCUCGUUGAGUCGAUGGAGCGAUAUGACGAGAAAGCCAUUCGAAAAACUGUUCGCUCAUGCGGCUCCUUUUUGGCGUAUCAGGAUCGCGUCAUCUACUUUGUUCAUCAGUCGGCAAAGGAGUAUCUUCUUGACAAACGUGCCAAAGAAAUUAUUCCCCAUGGAGUUGAGCACCACCACUUGCAGAUCUCUUGGCGAUGCCUCGAUGUUCUCAAGAGCAAGAGAGGGUUAAAGGAGAACAUCUACGACCUUGGUUCUCCUGGCACAACCGCGAGAGGAUCGUCUCGUCCAAAACCUGAUCCAUUGGCUCCUCUCGAGUACAUGUGCCUCCACUGGGCCAAGCACCUCAUUGACUCGGGUUUUGCAAAAGUUCAAGACGCUGAGACUGUCAACAAGGUCUUGCAGUUUUGUCAAGCAAAGUUUACGUCAUGGUUGGAGGCACUCUCCCUGCUUGGCCACUUGUCCGUAGCAGUUGAGAGCAUUGCCAAUAUUGAAUCAGCACUGAAAAGUUCAUCUGCCGCAGAGCUUAUCGAUUUCCUCUGGGAUGCUCGUCGCUUCGUCCUCAACCACGCCCAAGUCAUCGCAACGGCACCUCUACAAGUUUACUCUUCAGCGCUCGUCUUCAGCCCAAGAAGCAGCAAGGUUCGAGAGAAAUUCGAAUGGCAGGUGCCCACAUGGAUUAUCUCCAAGCCCGAGAUGCCGGAACAUUGGGAUGCUUGUGUCCAAACGCUCCAUGUCCAUAAACGGAGCGUCGGACCCCUCGCCUUCUCGCCGGAUGGAAAGUUUCUCGCUGUAUCUCGUGAAAAGCACGUCCAGAUCUUUGAUGUCGCACUGGGAACCUCCAGCUAUCAGCUCAAUUUUGAUGAGUCUCUGGCUUCUGCCGCCUUCUCCUCUUGUGGCACUAAGCUAGCUAUUGCAUCACAAAAGGGGAGGAUCAUGAUCCUCGAAUUUGGUAAACUCAAGUGUAUCCAAACUUUGGAGGAUGUUGAUAUAUCCGCGGUGGCUUUCUCACCAGAUGGAGAACAACUGGCGACGAUAUCGUCCGAUGAGGCCCACGUCUGGAAUUGGAGGACUGGGGGGAAUCCGGUCAACGUUCUACAAGGUCACGGGAGCUAUACCACCUCCGUAGCUUUCUUGCCCAAGGGCAAACUGGUUACUGGAUCCGAUGAUGGGACAGCAAAGAUCUGGAAUUUGGUUACUAACAGUUGCGAGCAAACCCUCCAACAUGAUGCCUCAGUCUGGUCUGUCGCCUGUUCGGCUAACGGGAGGCGCCUCGCAACUGGAUCAAAAGACAGGACGGCUAAGAUAUGGUAUCAGGAAGAACACACUGGGAAGUGGGUCUGUACCCAAACUCUACAGCACAAGCAGGAAGUGCCGACGGUUUGCUUCUCACCAGACGGCCGUAUUCUCAUUUCAGGCUCACUCGACAACGGUCUCAGGCUCUGGGACGAAGCAGGUGUCUGCAUCAAGACACUCUACGGCCACACAAAGCGAACAACCUCGCUGUCUGUACCUUCAACCGGCAAGUUGCUGGCAUCGGGUUCUGCAGACGGUACAGUGAAGCUAUGGGACAUUUUCACGGUUCUCUCACCCGACCCACCCCCAGCAGAGGAGGAGUGCUCCAGUUCCUUGGGUGACUACGUCUCUCGUAUCACCAAUCUUUCCUUUUCGCCGAAUGGACAGAUAUUGAUAUCCCAUUCAGAAGAGGGGGAAACAAAGCUCUGGGACAUUGGAGAGACCUGUUGUGUCCCAGCUCAGGAAGUUCCUGAUUCUUAUCAGCCAUUGCUUGUGUUCUCACCAGACCAUGAGUUUCUCGCCACGUCUUCUAAUGGUGACAACAUCAGGGUCUGGGACGCAGCAUCUGGGGAGUGCCUCCUAGUGCUGCAGCAUUCCCACUUCAAGAAACCCUUGGCGUUCUCCAAAGACUCUCAGUACCUAUUUACAUACGAUGACUCCAAGACAUGGGUGAGAAAGUUGCACAAUCCUCCCUUCCCCAAACUCGAUUCAGGUCAGACAGGAACUUCAAGGAGUAGCCUUCGUCUGACGACCCAGCUUGGUAUCCUGGAGGCUGUGGUGCCCGAUCGGUUUGAAGACGUUAAACUUGUUGGAUGGGGGGUAACUCUCAAAGGAGAUUGGAUCUGUAGAGGAGCCGAGCCCAUGCUCUGGAUACCCCCUCAGUAUCGAAAGUUGGUCUUGGAUGCCCUGCGAAAGAGGUUCGCGGCCAUUUGCCCUUCGGGUCGUAUCGUGACGUUGCAGGUUGCGUAG